Messenger RNA from Drosophila erecta, 3766 nucleotides. RefSeq names its product 5-hydroxytryptamine receptor 1 (gene 5-HT7). Lineage: Eukaryota; Metazoa; Arthropoda; Insecta; Diptera; Drosophilidae. The record is from RefSeq and is a predicted model, not a curated record. Gene Ontology annotation, cellular component: membrane. Gene Ontology annotation, biological process: adenylate cyclase-activating adrenergic receptor signaling pathway. The transcript is spliced from 2 exons. Gene Ontology annotation, molecular function: G protein-coupled amine receptor activity. The coding region runs from base 421 to 2103 and encodes 560 amino acids.
CUGAGCCCAGAAAGAGACAGGCUUAAAGGCAGUGAAAGAGAUAGCAAGUAGCCCCGGCGACAAUCACACAGUCUGCCAAACCGACUGCGGCAAGCCACAGAGAUUUAUUGAAUGAGAUACCCGGAGUACAAGGCAUAAACGUCAAUGACCACAUCAGCUGGUAGCCUGAGGCAGCGUUUUUAUUAGGCAAACGCCCCACAUAAAUUAGUAAUCAAGCAACGCGACUCGAGGCGAAACUUAUAAGAGGGCUCUAUUUUUAUUGAAAUUAUGAUUAAUGACAAGAGUGUCGAAGUAAAACGCGGCACGGUGGCGUAUACGCAAUGAUGCUGAGGCUCGAGGAGGCGAUUAUGCUGGGCAGCAGGUCAGCACUGGGUUGCUCAUACGCCGCGUUAGCCCGCUGCCACCAUUGAAAGACUGCGGAUGGCUUUAUCUGGACAGGACUGGCGGCGCCAUCAGAGCCACCGCCAGCACAGAAACCACAGAGCCCAGGGAAACCACCAGAAACUGAUCUCCACCGCCACGCUGACUCUGUUCGUGCUCUUUCUGAGCAGCUGGAUAGCCUAUGCGGCGGGCAAGGCCACCGUUCCCGCUCCGCUCGUGGAAGGCGAGACGGAGUCGUCCUCCUUGCAGGACUUCAACAGCAGUAGCGCCUUCCUGGGGGCCAUAGCCUCGGCCUCGUCGUCGGGAUCGGGAUCGGGCUCGGGCUCGGGCUCGGGCUCGGGAUCCUAUAGCCUGCCCUCGAUGAACAGCAGCCCCAUUGCCAUAGUCUCGUAUCAAGGCAUCACCAGCAGCAACGUGGGCGACAGCAAUACGACUUUGGUGCCCCUAUCGGACACUCCAUUGCUCCUGGAGGAAUUCGCAGCCGGAGAGUUUGUACUGCCCCCGCUGACGUCCAUCUUCGUGAGCAUCGUGCUGCUAAUCGUGAUCCUGGGCACGGUGGUGGGCAACGUUCUGGUCUGCAUAGCCGUUUGCAUGGUGCGCAAGCUGAGGAGACCGUGCAACUACCUUUUGGUGUCCCUGGCCCUCUCGGAUCUCUGUGUGGCACUUCUGGUGAUGCCCAUGGCCUUGCUUUACGAAGUGCUGGAGAAGUGGAACUUUGGUCCGCUGCUCUGCGACAUCUGGGUGUCCUUCGAUGUGCUGUGCUGCACGGCCUCGAUCCUGAAUCUGUGUGCCAUAUCCGUGGAUCGAUACCUGGCCAUCACGAAACCCCUGGAGUACGGGGUGAAGAGGACUCCUCGGCGAAUGAUGCUGUGCGUGGGCAUCGUCUGGCUGGCGGCCGCCUGCAUCUCAUUGCCUCCUCUGCUGAUCCUGGGCAACGAGCACGAGGACGAGGAGGGCCAGCCCAUCUGCACGGUGUGCCAGAACUUCGCAUAUCAGAUCUACGCCACGCUGGGCUCAUUUUACAUACCACUGUCGGUGAUGCUGUUUGUGUACUACCAGAUCUUCAGGGCGGCGAGGCGGAUUGUCCUGGAAGAGAAACGCGCACAGACGCAUUUGCAGCAGGCUCUCAAUGGCACGGGAUCGCCGUCGGCACCGCAGGCUCCGUCCUUGGGCCACACCGAGUUGGCCAGCUCGGGAAAUGGCCAGAGGCACAGCAGCGUGGGCAACACUUCGCUCACCUACUCCACCUGUGGUGGGCUGAGCAGCGGAGGAGGAGCACUCGCAGGACAUGGCAGUGGGGGUGGCGUGAGUGGUUCGACUGGACUCCUGGGCUCUCCGCAUCACAAGAAGCUGCGGUUUCAGCUGGCCAAGGAGAAGAAGGCCUCCACCACUCUGGGCAUCAUCAUGUCGGCCUUUACCGUCUGCUGGCUGCCCUUCUUCAUCCUGGCCCUGAUUCGUCCUUUCGAGACAAUGCACGUGCCGGCAUCGCUCUCGUCCCUAUUCCUCUGGCUGGGCUAUGCCAACUCCCUGCUGAACCCUAUUAUCUAUGCCACCUUGAACAGGGAUUUCCGCAAACCCUUCCAGGAGAUCCUCUACUUCCGCUGCUCCAGUCUGAACACCAUGAUGCGGGAGAACUACUACCAGGAUCAGUACGGCGAGCCUCCCUCGCAGCGAGUGAUGCUGGGCGAUGAGAGGCACGGGGCGAGGGAGAGCUUUCUCUAGGCCCAUCCACGAGGACCUGCAUCCCGGAGAAUCUGAGCUGCUCGAAGGGUCUUCCCCAGGUUUCCGGAAGAAGGCGACUCCUCUGCUCGACACACUCACACACUUAGGUAUACACACUGGGGUGUACUUCUUAAGCGACUAGAAAAUUUAAAGUCUUUAGUGGGAAAAGUAGGCUCUGAGAUGUUUAAGGUACCGUGUCGGUAUAGUUUAUUUAGCAGAAAUAAUCAUUUAAUAUUAUUUGUAUCUGUGAGUUCGAUUAGGUCCGUUGAGUGUCUAUAAAUUAAUUUUGCAUUUCAUUUAAAGAUGUCUUGAAAAGGGUUACAUUGAUUAUAGACCCGUUGACUCACCAGAAAACGUACGGAAAACAGAGCAAAUAUUACCUUUCCCCGCAUAUUGCCACCCCAGUACACACACAUGGAUAUUUGUAUGUAGUAGUGCUAGUAGUGCGUAUCUCUGUAUAUGUGCACCCCCUGAAACUUGCAGCAAAGUGCGAAUUGUAGACGACUCCUCUAAAUGUAACUUGUUGUUGUAAUUUUAAAUGUAGAACUAAGCAAUCGACGUGGUACGUGCCACACACACAAUCACACUCACCAACCCAAUCACACACACACAAACACACACACACGGUUGUAACUGUGACAGGUUUCUACGGUUCCUUUUAUGUUUCGAAAACAAUCAGCACCGGAUAUGAGACACAAUCGUUAUCGAAUCUAUUGAUACCUCCCAAAACGAGAAAGAUCCCACAAUCCCCAUCCCAAAUUUUGCCAGCGUAGUUAGUUUAUUUGCGAUACUCAAACUGAGCCAAAAAUUAAAUUUACAAACUGCAGAUUGCAGCCAAAUUAAGCCUACUGAUUAACCUAGAUAUAUUUACGUUUGAGCAAGAAGCUAUCCACUGUAAAUACCCAGCCACCUGCGGCUCUGUCUAUAAAGAUAUAUAUUAUAUAAACAUAUAGAAAAGGUAGCCUAUAUAUAUAUGUAUACACUGUGCGGCUCAGGCUGCAGCUCAAGUGAGAAGAACUAAAUUGUAUUUUGUAACUUUCUGCAUUAGUCUUUUGUUGUAUUUUGUAUGAAAAGUCACGCCUCUCUGUGAUACCAAACAUUAAGCAUUACUUUUAUGUUUAGAUCGAAGCUGCAUCAGACGUAAUACAGACAUACCUAUACAUAUAGAUCUAGUCAACUAAGUGUGCAUGUUUUUAUUGUAUGUGUAUGUAGCACUGCGAGAAGUGCAUUAUGAUAUUCGCAACAAACAACCAACCAAAAACAAUGGAAACUGAGCUAUUCGUAACUUGAUGAGAUAAACUAUCAAACUAUUUACAUAACCCACACGCAUAUACUCCCUCACACCCACGAAACUAAAGUGAAAUGGAAAAUUGAAAACGGCAAUCGGAUAAUGAAAAUGAAAAUGAAAAACAAACAAGGGCAAGCGAGCAUGACAAACUAAGCGCAGCUAAUUAUACGCAACCGAACUAAAGUUCAUUAAAAAAAACAAACAUCAAAUAUUAUAAUUAAAAACAAAAACCAAGUAAUUGAGAAUACAAACAAAUAAAACUAACAUCACUUUUCGAGUGAAGCUUACAAAACUGCAUUUGAAAACUGUUUUCCCAACAACAAACUUGCGGAAAUUAAGGCAUCAAAUAAAAGGCAACCGUAUCAAUGUAAUUCA